Molecule: messenger RNA, 2910 nt
Organism: Papaver somniferum (opium poppy)
Lineage: Eukaryota; Viridiplantae; Streptophyta; Magnoliopsida; Ranunculales; Papaveraceae
Product: pentatricopeptide repeat-containing protein At4g21065-like
Exons: 1
Coding region: 54-1892 (612 amino acids)
Biological process (GO): RNA modification
Molecular function (GO): zinc ion binding; protein binding; RNA binding
Source: RefSeq, a predicted model, not a curated record
CAAGAUGAAGUUUGAAUGAAGGAUUUUAUAACAAUAUCACAGCUGGUAGAGUGAUGCAAUCUAAUAAGAUUAGCAACUUCAUCACCUGUACAAAACCCUAUGUUUAUAGUUCUCACUUCCUGACAUUCUCAACUGAUCUUUCAUCAACUCUACAACCUCACAUCCUGAAGAAGUGUAUAGCUCUGUUACAAUUCUUUUCAUCUUCCCCACCUAAAUUGAAACAAAUACAUGGAUUCUCAAUCAGAAAUGGUGUUCCUCUCAGUAACCCAGAAUUUGGGAAACAUCUCAUCUUCUCUUACGUUUCACUCACAUUGCCAAUGUCAUAUUCUCACAGAGUUUUCAAUCAAAUCCAAGACCCAAAUAUCUUUACUUUGAAUACAAUGAUCAGAGGUUAUGCUGAGAGUGAAAACCCAACUCCAGCUAUUCAAAUUUACAAGCAAAUGCAUGUUUCUUCCAUUCUUCCGGAUACCCAUACUUAUCCUUUUCUUCUUAAAGCUAUUGCAAAAUCAAUGGCUGUCAAAGAAGGUGAAAUGAUUCAUUCAAUUACUAUAAGAAAUGGGUUUCAUUCAUGUGUGUUUGUUCAGAAUACAUUGCUUCAUAUGUAUGCAGCUUGUGGACUUGCUGAGAGUGCUCAUAAGCUGUUUGAGUUUAUGUCUGAGAGAAAUUUAGUUACUUGGAAUUCUGUUAUUAAUGGGUUUGCUACAAAUGGUAGGCCUAAUGAAGCUCUGACUCUAUAUAGGAAAAUGAGUUUAGAAGGUGUUGAACCAGAUGGGUUUACCAUGGUUAGCUUAUUAACAGCUUGUGCUGAACUUGGAGCUUUGUACCUGGGUAGAAGGGUUCAUGUAUAUAUAUUUAAAGUUGGUUUGCAUUCUAACUUGCAUGCUGGGAAUUCUUUGAUUGAUUUGUAUGCCAAGUGUGGUAGUAUUUGGGAAGCACAUGCCGUGUUUGAUGAAAUGGAGAGGAGAAAUGUAGUUUCUUGGACUUCUUUGAUUGUGGGAUUAGCUGUUAAUGGAUUUGGCGAGAACGCGCUCGAGCUUUUUGGGAAGUUAGAGAGGGAAAGGUUAAUUCCUAGUGAAAUCACUUUUGUUGGAGUUUUAUAUGCUUGUAGUCAUUGUGGGAUGGUUGAUGAGGGUUUUGAGUACUUCAGAAGAAUGAGAGAGGAAUAUGGAAUUCCUCCGAAGAUUGAACAUUAUGGUUGCUUGGUUGAUUUGUUGGGAAGGGCAGGACAAGUACAAAAAGCUCAUAACUUCAUUCUAAGUAUGCCAGUGAAGCCGAAUGCAGUGAUUUGGAGGACAUUAUUGGGUGCUUGCAUGAUUCAUAAGAAUUUAACUCUAGGAGAAGUGGCUCGAGCUGAGCUCUUUACAUUAGAACCUAAACAUUGUGGAGAUUAUGUAAUGAUCUCUAACUUAUAUGCAUCAGAGGGGCGUUGGUCAGAUGUCCACGAUGUAAGGACAACGAUGUUGAGGAAAGGAGUGAAAAAAGCCCCAGGACAUAGCCUUGUUGAGUUGAGGAACUGUGUUCAUGAAUUUUUUAUGGGUGAUAAAUCUCAUCCGCAGACAGAAGAGAUUUAUGAAAAGUUAGAGGAGAUGAUGAUGAAGUUGAGAUUAGAAGGAUAUAGUCCUCGAACUUCAAAUGUGCAUGCAGAUAUUGAAGAGGAAGAGAAGGAAAAGAACUUAAGUUAUCACAGUGAGAAGGUUGCCAUUGCAUUUGCUCUCAUUAACACAAGUCCAGGGACACCAAUAAGGGUGGUGAAGAACUUGAGGGUCUGCGGUGAUUGCCACUUGGCAAUAAAGCUCAUUUCGAAAGUUUAUGGUCGAGAAAUCAUUGUUAGAGAUCGUAGUCGAUUUCACCAUUUUAGGGAUGGCCUUUGUUCUUGCAAGGAUUAUUGGUGAAUUAUCUAUCAAUGCAACUGAGUGUUUCCAAGAAGGGUUUGGAAGCCACAUCUAGGGGUAGUAUAAUUUUUAUCAUGGGAAUGUUGGCCUGCAUACACCCAUCUAUAUAAAUCGCUGACAGGAAAACACAAACAACCAUCUAGCUAAAAGAGUUUCUGAUGGGAAGAAAUCGCUCGUUCUAAUUUUGGCAGUAAAAGAAUGUUGAAUCAGAGGCAGAUCAUAUAGAGGAGAUGGGUAUGAAGUACUUGAAGCGGAAAUCAGGAAGACAUGAAAUCAACUUUUACUUCCUUAACUCUGGCAUAGUGAAUGGGGUAAGAAGUUUACACCUACUGAAGCAAUGCAACAUUAUAAACUUCUAGCAUUUUUGAAGCAAACAUCAACAACUUGGUGUAGUUUCAUUGUUCGCUGCUUUUUUUGGCUGAUAGAUUUCAAGAGCUUUUGUCUAAUAGAGGGUAUAAUCUACAUCAGCAAGGCGAGGAAGGUACCUCUUUUAACCUGUUUAUCCCUUCUUCAUUAAUACCUAAUUGUGUUAUCUAAAACUAGUCUUAAGGCUAUUGACCAAAGAGAGUAAUUGUUCUCUGUCCAUGUUCUUAUCACUUCAAUAAAAGCAUUUUCGCUUACAAGACCAAAAACUUGUAGUUCAGUUGUGAAGUAAACCAAGUCAGUGUCGAUAAAACCCAAGUUUGGCCAUGUUCAAACUAAAUCAUGCGAGUUUGUCGACAUUGACAAAUCUGUGACCAAGCCAGGUCAAGAAUGCAGAAACCAAUCAAUCCCUUUUGCAAAGCAACCAUAGGCGGAAGGAAACAGACAUAUAUGGAUUCAAAUUUACAAAAUAAGAAUUUAUAAAAGAGUACUACCAUUGGGAAGUAUGAUCCCAAACUAAGAAUGGAUAGUUAUUUAUAGUGCACCAAUGCCCUUAAGACCUAAAACAACACCAACACCAAUAAUGUGGCCGAAACUUCCACAGGCCAAAGUAUCAGCUAGAGUGAAACCAGCUGGGUCUCCAGUUUGUAAACCA